ACCACCAUGGGUACCUCCUAGUGAUACAAAUAUGUCAUUCGAUAUUUGGGGUCCUGUUACCCAGAAUGAAAUUGAUUCAUUCAAUAGUUUUCUAGGACAGCCUUCUAGAAUACCCACAACUGCGCUGAAUAAUACAAUAGCGGAUGGGUACGCUGGUCAAGAUGUAGAAGCUUUAGGUUUAAUGUAUGAAGUUACCCAAAACCCUCAAAUACUUGAUAUAAUGAUAACUUAUUCUGAUACUUUUUUGUCACUUCGAAAUAAUCCAAUAAACAGACGAAUUAUGUGGACAGGACAAAGAGAACUUGUCUGGUGCACAAAAUCUGUUAAUGAAACUAUAUCUGGUUACGCCGGUUCCGAAGGUCUUGAUACA
Messenger RNA from Racocetra persica, 370 nucleotides. The record is from the annotation of a GenBank genome assembly. NCBI's taxonomy places the organism in Eukaryota, Fungi, Glomeromycota, Glomeromycetes, Diversisporales, Gigasporaceae.